AAACACCCAGACUCUCUGUUCCAGGAUAUCGUUACCGCGCACAGUUUGUUCUGAGCGACCAUAUCAUUUCCGGCAUCUUCGCCUACCUCCACCAAAAUCUACGUCCAAGGUCUGAAGGCCAUCUUCAAUCCUUCCUAUCUCCCAUUCCCCGUCUGUGCCCCAUUCCACGCCGAUCAUGUCAUCCCCGGUUGAAGAGGAAGCCACGAUUUCUAUUCCGAGCCUCGCCUUUGUCGCCGUCUUGGGCUACUUUAUCUAUCGAUAUUUCUUCUCUGCGCCCAGGGAUGGCCCAGACGGUAGCCCGUCAUCGUCAUCGAGGAAUAAUGGACUUCGCUUUACGCCGGCGCAAGUCGAGCAGAUAGCCCAAAUGUUCCCGCAAUUGAACCGGAGAGAUAUCAUGUGGGAUCUGCACCGCAACAGAGGAAGUGUGCAGGCUACGACGGAGAGAGUUUUGACUGGCCAUGGGCUAGAUCCCGCGCCGCCGUCGUUCCAACCACCUAUCUCAUUCACGAAUCCACCUGCAAACACUACAAACUCAUCUACAACGCCACCCUUAAAGUCACUCCCGCCCGAUCUGAUCACGCGGUACAACCUCCAAGCCAAAGUAAAUGCAAAGGGCAAAGAAAAGGAGGAAGACUCACCUGCGCCGGGUUGGGCGAGUAGCAAAGAAGCCCGCCAGAAAAUGUUGCAGCGAAGACGGGACGAAAUGAUCCUGGAGGCCAGAAGAAAGCUGCAGGAGAGGGAUCAAGGAACGCCCGCUUUUCCGUCUUCAUGACACUUUCCGGCUUCUGCCUUGCACAGCUCUUCGUUGUGAACAAAUUCCGUUCAGGGCGACACACCCCGCAGAUUAAAUGAUACGCAGGAUCUCCGAGAUGAGUCUUGUUGAUAUAGGCGCGAUUGGGUCCAGUGUGUCGUACACAAAACACACUUGGGCUGGAAGUUUGCAGCAGUGGCCGACUGUUAAAGUUGUUGGCUCUUCUUUGGUCUGGGGAUGUUGCUUUCCUGGCGAUUCUUGAAAUAUCCCUCUAAUGAUUUGGAUGUCCAUAACUCAAUAUACAAUUUUUCUCAUACAUUUUGAACAAGUACUUUAGGUCAUUUCGUCGUC
Molecule: messenger RNA, 1102 nt
Organism: Exophiala oligosperma
Lineage: Eukaryota; Fungi; Ascomycota; Eurotiomycetes; Chaetothyriales; Herpotrichiellaceae
Exons: 2
Coding region: 176-772 (198 amino acids)
Molecular function (GO): ubiquitin binding
Source: RefSeq, a predicted model, not a curated record